Messenger RNA from Vigna angularis (adzuki bean), 3308 nucleotides. RefSeq names its product leucine--tRNA ligase, chloroplastic/mitochondrial. Gene Ontology annotation, molecular function: aminoacyl-tRNA deacylase activity; ATP binding; leucine-tRNA ligase activity. The record is from RefSeq and is a predicted model, not a curated record. NCBI's taxonomy places the organism in Eukaryota, Viridiplantae, Streptophyta, Magnoliopsida, Fabales, Fabaceae. The transcript has 20 exons. Gene Ontology annotation, cellular component: cytosol. The coding region runs from base 89 to 2992 and encodes 967 amino acids. Gene Ontology annotation, biological process: leucyl-tRNA aminoacylation.
AGUUUUGAGCGCCAUCUUCACUCUGGACGUUAUCCCAAUUCUCUCCACCAAUCUUUCUCUUCCAUCCCAGUUCAUUCUACUCUUCCAAAUGCUCCACACUCAUCAGCUUCAACCUUAUUUCCUCUUUCUUUCGCCACACUCUCAUACGGUGUCGUUUCCCUUCCCAUCCAGAACCACCACCUCUCACUCUCCAAGAUUCCCCGUUACUUCCAUCAGAAGAGGUUCUUCUUCUCUCAGGUUUCGCAAUCGUGGCCGCGCCAGCAUCUCAAACUCCGUCGCCGAUGGCGGAACGGAGCAUCAGAAGCAACCGGUAAACCGGGCCUACCCUUUCCACGAAAUUGAGCCCAAGUGGCAGCGUUUCUGGGAGCACAAUCGCACUUUCCGAACCCCCGAUGACGAUAUCGACACUACGAAGCCUAAAUACUACGUUCUUGACAUGUUUCCUUACCCUAGUGGAGCUGGACUUCAUGUUGGUCAUCCUCUUGGAUAUACCGCCACAGACAUUCUUGCUAGAUUCAAACGGAUGCAGGGGUAUAAUGUGUUGCAUCCGAUGGGUUGGGACGCUUUUGGAUUGCCAGCAGAACAAUAUGCUAUUGAGACAGGAACUCACCCCAAGCUCACUACGGUGAGGAAUAUCAAUCGCUUUCGCACUCAGUUAAAAUCAUUAGGAUUUUCGUAUGACUGGGAUCGUGAAAUCUCUACCAUAGAACCUGACUAUUACAAAUGGACUCAAUGGAUAUUUCUGCAACUUUUAAAGAGAGGAUUGGCAUAUCAGGCUGAAGUUCCGGUUAAUUGGUGUCCCGCACUUGGCACUGUGUUGGCCAACGAGGAGGUAAUUGAUGGUGUCAGUGAACGUGGUGGUCAUCCUGUAAUAAGAAAGCCAAUGAGGCAAUGGAUGCUCAAGAUUACUGCAUAUGCUGAUCGUCUUCUAGAGGAUUUAGAUGACCUUGACUGGCCCGAAAGUGUAAAAGAAAUGCAGAGAAAUUGGAUAGGGAGAUCAGAAGGGGCUGAGAUGGAAUUUUGCAUUCUUGACAGUGAUGGAAAGGAUAGAGACAUAAAAAUUAUUGUGUAUACUACAAGGCCUGAAACGAUCUUUGGUGCAACCUACUUAGUUGUGGCACCAGAGCAUCCCUUGCUGCCGUCAUUGGUUUCCAUUGCCCAGAGCAAACAUGUUGAGGAUUAUGUAGACCUUGCCACAAGGAAGAGUGACCUUGAGAGGACUGAACUUCAGAAAGAAAAGACUGGGGUCUUCACUGGCUGUUAUGCAAAAAAUCCAGCAAAUGGGGAAGCCAUUCCAAUAUGGGUCGCGGACUAUGUUUUAGGGGGUUAUGGAACAGGAGCUAUCAUGGCUGUGCCUGCUCAUGAUUCUCGUGAUUAUGAUUUUGCUCAGAAAUAUGAUGUUCCAAUUUGCUGGGUUGUAACGCCAGAUGGUAAAAGUGUUGAUUUUGGAAAGGCUUUUAACGGUGAAGGCAUUAUUGUAAAUUCAUCGAAUACACUAGUUGGGCUUGACAUCAAUGGCUUGUCCAGCAAAGAAGCUGCUCUGACAGUCAUUGAAUGGGCUGAAAAAAGUGGGAAGGGAAAGAGAAAGGUGAACUACAAGUUAAGGGACUGGCUUUUUGCUAGGCAACGUUACUGGGGUGAACCUAUCCCUGUUAUCUUCAUGGAUGAUAGUGGUGAGACUGUCCCACUGUAUGAGACUGAACUGCCACUUAUUCUACCUGAAUUGGAUGAUUUUUCUCCCACUGGAACAGGCGAGCCUCCUCUGUCUAAGGCAGUAUCUUGGGUGAAGACUGCUGAUAGCUUAUCAGGAAGACCAGCUACUCGGGAAACAAAUACCAUGCCACAGUGGGCUGGUUCAUGCUGGUACUAUUUGAGGUUUAUGGACCCACAUAAUUCCAAGGAAUUGGUUGGUAAGGCUAAAGAAAGGUAUUGGGGCCCUGUUGAUGUAUAUGUUGGGGGUGCUGAGCAUGCAGUUCUCCAUUUACUGUAUGCUAGAUUCUGGCACAAGGUUCUCUUUGACAUUGGUGUUGUGUCCACCAAGGAGCCCUUUCAGUGUGUUAUAAACCAGGGGAUUAUUCUUGGGGAGGUUCAAUAUAUGGCUUGUAGAGAUCAAGAUGGAAACCUAAUGUCUGCUGAUUCAACUGACUUGUUGAAUGAACGUAAGCUAGAAAUAAUUCCUGCAGAAAAGGUCAUGAAAUCUGGGGAUUCCUUUGUCCUGAAAGAAAAUCCUAACAUACGGUUACAUGCUCGAGCUCACAAAAUGAGUAAAAGUAGGGGAAAUGUUGUUAAUCCAGAUGAUGUUGUUUCUGAGUAUGGUGCAGAUUCUCUUCGAUUAUAUGAAAUGUUCAUGGGACCAUUGAGAGACUCGAAAACAUGGAGUACUAGUGGCAUUGAAGGUGUACAUCGGUUCUUGGGAAGAACUUGGAGGCUCAUUGUUGGUUCACCUUUGUCUGAUGGAACAUUUAAGGAUGGAACUGUAUCAGUUGACGAGGAGCCUACUCUAGAACAACUUCGCUGUCUUCACAAAUGCAUUGCCAAGGUAACAGAGGAAAUUGAGGGCACACGAUUCAACACUGGAAUUUCUGCAAUGAUGGAGUUCCUUAAUGCGGCAUAUAAGUGGGAUAAACAUCCAAGGUCGGUCAUUGAGGCAUUUGUUUUGCUGCUUUCACCGUAUGCACCACACAUGGCGGAGGAGCUAUGGUCUCGACUAGGGCACAGAAAAUCAUUAGCCUACGUGCCUUUCCCUAAGGCAAAUCCGACUUACCUGAAGGAUUCCACCGUAGUCCUUCCAGUACAGAUUAAUGGCAAGACAAGAGGGACCAUCGAGGUUGAGGAAACAUGUUCAGAGGAGGAAGCUUUUGUCUUAGCAUCUAGGGAUGAAAAGCUAUCAAAGUAUUUGGAUGGUCAAUCUGUCAAAAAAAGAAUUUACGUUCCUGGAAAGAUUUUGAAUGUUGUUUUGGACCGUGAAAACAGUAAGGUUGGUGUACAGUAGUUGCUUCCGCUCGUGUCCGUUUGUACUGGAAGCAACGGUAAAUAGUUUAUGCUGUGCCUGGUCGACUUGGCAAUGGCCGGAGAGUUAUGGCUCUGUUGGAUGGAAAGUGUGAGCUAGCCCAGUAUUUACCUGGUAUGACUGUUUAUGAUUUGUACACUAUUUUAACAGGUGCAUAACUUAAUAGAAGAGGGGCAGCGUGGGUUUCCAACUUGCUUUGAUAGUUGCAUGCUAUGGAUGCAAAAUCAAUUAAUUUGUUUUUCACUCUGCCAUUUUACGAGGUUAGAACGGUGAAUAAAUUCUUAAAUUUUUUACUUUA